Lineus longissimus is the source of this 6776-nucleotide messenger RNA. RefSeq lists its product as uncharacterized. Gene Ontology annotation, cellular component: ciliary inversin compartment. Bases 188 to 3712 code for a protein of 1174 amino acids. Gene Ontology annotation, molecular function: protein binding. Gene Ontology annotation, biological process: protein localization to ciliary inversin compartment. Lineage: Eukaryota; Metazoa; Nemertea; Pilidiophora; Heteronemertea; Lineidae. The transcript has 16 exons. The record is from RefSeq and is a predicted model, not a curated record.
CGCAUAACCCGCUUCGCGGAGUGAAAGCGUCAAAAUGGCUGCCAAUUAUUUCUGAGCAGCAAAUUUGCAAGUGAAAACAUGCCAGAGUUCUUCAUCAAACGGGUGAUUUGGCAUUAUUGUGUCCCUCAAAUCAGUGUAUAGUCUCUGGGGAAGUAUAUUCAAAAUAUCGAUGUAACGAAUAGUAAAGAUGACAGUCAAGAGGAAGGAUUUCCAGAAAACAGCUGCCUACCUCCAGGAGUUCUUGUUAAAACUCAAUGAGGAUGCGGAGUGUGCUGAACUUCGUGAUGCCCUCAACCUGGCUUUGCUACACAUGCAGAAAUACUACAGGGCAUUACAGAAUCGUCUCCAGGACAAUUUGAGCAAAAAUGGAAAUAACACGCUACGUUCAUCAGUACGUGGGCUGAGUCCCAUGACACCAUUCCGGGAUGCCCCUGACAAAUUCCAAUGGAAAUGGAUAGAUUUGGAGAACCCAAGAGUUUCCAUGAGCAUGACUUUUGAUGCUAGUUCAAGCUUGGGUAAUCUCCCUAUGAUAUUUCAUGCUGCAAAGUCAGGUGAUAAUGAACUUAUUCAGGAUUUGGCUGUGAAAAAUAUCAAUGUGAUAAAUGAUGUGGAUGCGAUUGGUCGUACGCCGCUGAUGUAUGCCGUCCAUUUUGAACAAUAUGAAUCAGUCAAAUGUCUAAUCAAUCUUGGUGCUGAUGUCAAUGCUUGUGCUCACGAUGGGUCUACCUCCAUUCACCGAGCCUGUCAUGAUGGUCUAUCUAAAGCAGCUGACCUUUUGAUUGAAGCCAACUGCGACGUUCAGAUACAGGAUCAGUUGGGACGGGCGCCCAUUCACUGGGCAGUUGUUUCACCAGCCCCUGAUUGUUUGAUGUUGCUGAUACAAAACUACGCCAAUGUAAACAUUCGUGACAUGGACGGUGCCUCACCAUGUAUGUGGGCUUGUCGUAUGGAUCACAUAAAACAUUUCGAAUAUCUAAGUCGUGUUGAAAAUCAGGUGAUUGACGAGGCAGAUGGGAUAGAAAGAGACAAUAGUGGUCGAACGUGGAUGCAUUGGGCAGUACGGAGGGUCGAACCACUCGAGUGUCUAAAAACGUUACUGACGGAACAAACAGCGCCAAUUAAAGAUGACGAUGGGAAGACAGUCAUGUUAUUAGCAGCUGAGCUUGGGUCUCUUGCUGCAUGUAAACUGAUCCUGGAGAUUGCCGGGAAAGAGUGUAUCAAUGAUCGGGAUGAUCAGGAUCGAUCGCCCUUGCAUUUAUGUGUGAUUGGAGGACAUGGUGAGGUCGCCAAUUAUCUGCUGGACAAAGGAGCUGACCUUGACACUAAGGACAAGUUUAAUGCGUCUCCAUUGGACUAUGCUAGGGGGCGCCAGUUGCAUUACUGUUUACUCAUACUGGCGUCGCACAUGCGUCAACGUGCCCGAGAAGGUCCUGGAAGGACGCCCGACUCCGAGAGAGGCAGUUUCAUGAAUGGAAUACUAACGAGGCGUUUGAGGCGUGUGCAUUCCGCACCUAAGAUUUAUAAGCGGCCAAAGCGGCAAAUUUGUUGGGAAAGUGCCAAGCAAACAAUACCGUUGCCCCCAAUAGGCCCAUCUGACAGCUUACCAUUACAUAAUAAUUUUACGAAUGAACCAGAUAUUCAGCAAUGCUAUAUUGAUGGACAAGAACAUGAAGUAAUUCAAGAAAACAUUCAUCAAAAUGAUAGCAGUGACACAAAUUUCAGUCCGAAUGAAAAUAAUGACGAAAUUAUUUGUGAUGAAGUUUUUGAUGAUGUUCAUGUUUCCACUGUCCAAAAUAGUAGCGAGUCUGAAGGGGACCUGGUUGAGGUGGAGGUUAACGAUGUACGUUUAGAAGUAGCAACGGACCCCACCAUGAUGAGCGACGGUUCCUACAAACCAAUCACGCCACCACAUCCGCCCAAAGCACCGCCUCCAACCACACCAAGAAAUUUCAAGCGCCCCCUGGUGCGAUCAAGCAGCCUGUCGAAGAGCGAUACAUUUGAGAGGAGUGAUCUACGCCAGGGAUUGGUCGAUCGACGGGCGAAAAGUUUGGAUGUGAGGGAUUAUGAGGAGCUCAAAGCUGCCAGGGGUUACUUGGGAACAGACUACGAAGAACCAAAGACAGCCAGGGAUGCUGAGAUGGAAAGCGAGGAGGAUCGUCAGGAACCUGAUUACGAAUCGCUCGAUACGGCACGUUGGGCAAAGGAGGACCGGUUGCCAAAUGGCGAUAUUCAGAUGGAAGAUGAGCAAGAUGAUCAUACUCUUGUUGAAGACAAGCCAGCAGGUAACCACCUUAAUGGUCAAAAUGGUGAUGUUGAUGAAGGUGUGAGUAUAGGUGAGAUGGAUGUAUCAGACUUGGAAGGCGAAGACUCCGACCAAGCCACAGUGAUUCACCGGCCCCAUGCCCGCCCCAAGCCAGGUCCACCGACGACCAUGAAGUUUCAGCCUCAUCCACCCCCACAAUCACCUAAUGCGCCACACCAAGCCCCACCAACCUUUGCCAAACCACAGGAACCUCCAACGCCAAGAGCUCACCCUCCACCAAAAUAUGUUGAACGGCCUGAAGAAGAGUAUCAAAACGUGUCACCCCCACCGAAGAAAACGCCGCAACCAGUACCUGCUCCACGUGGCAUGCCACUGCAGGGACGAAUACCCCCACCACGCCAUACGUCAUCACUUGCUAACCAGGCUCAAAACCAGAUGAGGCCAGUACCAAAGCAAGAUAUACGGCAGAAAUCACCGCCUUCGAAUAAACUCCGAGGACCGGUGCCAAAUCAGAGGUCACAUGGCAUGAUGGAUAGACGAUCGCCUCAUGGGUCACAUGAACUAAGUCAGCGGUCAUCGAGUCAGGCUUCAAGCCUUGAUGUGAAUUCACAUGAGCUUCAUGAUGAGGUCACGGAUCUGCUGAAACAUCCUGCUCAAGCUCCACUCACUCCCCCAGAGGUGAAACGUAAACCCCCACUACCUCCUCAACUGAUGCCUCUGAGUCAGCCUCGCAUGCCGGGCAGUCACAUCCAGUUACCUCCAGCCAAUAAAAGCAACAAGCGGAAGAAGAAAAAGAAGAAGGAGCGACAGUCCGAUGCUUCCAAUGAUUUGCCACCGGCAACCAAGGGUUAUACUGCUCCCCUACAGCCCCCGCCUUAUGGCAACCUGCAACCACAGGUGCGCAGUGCUAGCCUGCACAGACGAUCACAGGACCAACUAGGAAGAUACUCCCAGGAGGAACAGCUACAAUACGAUGACCACUACACGAAUGCCAACCGGCCAGCCGGGCCGCUUCCACCAUACUCAAGACAGGGCGACCCGAUGAAACAGCCGAGAAAUCUUGGCAGGUCUGGGCUGUUCCCUAUGGAGAGUGAAGAAAGUCUGGACACUAUUGGCACAGAUAGUAACACACAAGAUAACCAGUUUAACACUCCUGGCAUGCCUGGCUUCAGAGGGGGCAUGAACUCCUCAAGAUAUGCUGGUGCUGACCCAAUGGGCCCGAAAGAAAGAGGUUCAGGAUUUUUAUCACCUGAUCGGUCGAGAGGACAGAGGGCCAAGACUGCCAAGUAUGAGCUCGAGGAGGAGCCAUCCAACGUGCAAGUCGAAGGCCACAAGAUGAACUACACUCGCCAUCAGAACAUGCCGCCUGCUCACCUCUCCCACAUUUCACCUCCGCACCUGGCACCACCACCCCAUCAGUCUCCCGGAAGGAGAUCGGGUGGAUACUAGGACUAAGAAUGCUUUAUAUUAUGCAUACUUUUACUGUCUGCCUUUUGAAGUGAACUAGGGGCUCCCUUACAUCCAAGCAACAAAUUCAAGGGCAGCUCUGUUGCAACUGCUUAAGGGAAUGAAAACCAGCAUUGCUGAUUGAUCUUCUUUUUUUGGUGUUGGCUCUUAAUAGGCAGUCAUGUGUAUCACUCUGCAGUUACUACCAUGGCACCAUAAGGCCUGGUGACUCCAACUUGUCUUCAUUCAUUUUAGAAGUUGCCUGUGAGUUGUCCUGUAUUAAGUUGCUCUCGUAUGUGGCAGGGUUGAUGACUUUAUUUUCAACCUAGUUUGAAUGUAUUUGUUCAAACUGAUUACUGAUUUAUGGUUGAUUUUACCAUUCCCAGUCCAUCCAGUUCAUAUUGUGACUGCAAAUUUUAGCAAAAAUGUUAAUGAAAAUUUAUGUAUUUUUGGCACAAGCAUUCCUUUAAGCUCCCUACCAUUCCAUUUGGAAGACAAAACCAAUGUUGGGUUUGGCCAAAGCAAAUUCUAUUUUCACAAAACUUAGUUUUUAAUAACUGCAGGUUGUCUAUGCUAUUAAUUACUACAUUGUAUUGGGGUGUUGCGAUUAAUUUGACUGGGCAGGAUGUGAAUUUAGAUACAUGUAUGUCUGACAUGUCUGAGAGAAAAUUUUAAAACACAUUUUUCAGGGCUGGCUCCCUGUUAUAGUCCAUGAUGUUUGAGCAUUAUAUGAUCUUGCCUUUAGAUACAUUGUAUCAGUAUUUUCUAACUGAUUCUGCUCCGACAUUUGUCAUGAAAUUUGACCUGAAUGCCAAAAUAUUUUGGAUAAAUGUUUGGUCCUGUCCGUCCAUGAAUUUGUGUGGAGGCCCACAGACACACACACCGUCUCAUGAUUUUCGACAUGCACCGUGACUGUUCGGUACAGGAUACUUGUACCACAAUGUGUAUGUGCUACUUCUUUGUGAAUGUCAGUCUUGUUGUAACUUUAUUAACCAUGUUCCGUCCAAAACUAACCUGUAGAUUCAGCCAACCAGUGCCAGGGCUGAAAUGAGCCAUUUUUUCGUGAUCUCUCACUGUUUAGACACACCGCUGUUGUGUUAAAUGUAAUUGACUUGGGGUUUUUCGAGAAAAAAAGUUAGAUAUUUCUUAUGACCAAAAUUUCUGCAUGUACAGCUGCUGCAUCAUUUUAUGAAUCAUCGGAAUUUAUUAUAUGUUCUUUCAUAAAACAGUUGCCAAUCACAGUGAAUAUAUCCAGUUACAGGCUACACCAGAUGCAAAGGAUCUUCUACUGAGAGGUGAACACAGAGCAUUUCACCACAGUUCAUUUGAGAAAAGAUGGGGGUGGUCUGUUGUGGCCCUGAAUCUGUAUAUUCACAGUGAUUGGUCACCGUGUUUCUCUUUUGAAGAACAAAUAGCAGCAUGAGGUCAUCUUGCCAUCACCUGUGAUUCUUUGACCAAUUCUUGACCUUGAUACACCUAUACAAGAGCACAAGAAUGACAACUUUGAUCAGUGCCGUCCAGAAAACUUGUUAAACCAAUCCAUAUAGCUAUUUAAGUUGGCUUAAUGUACAUUGAGAUUGUUGAAUGAUUUACAAUUAGAACCACUCAACCAGUAUGUUUCUUGUUAGAUAUGAUAAAAUAACAUAUUUAUUUACAACGUAUAUAUAUUUCACUUAAAACAGUAUGAUUCACUCAUUGAAUAGUAUAAUUCACUAAGUCUCUGUUAUAGCAUACUGUUGUUUUAUAUUGUGUACAUAGAAUUUUUAUAUAUCAUGAACUAUUUUCAUAUAUCUAUUAUGUCAUGUUUAAUACUGAAAUAGUCAGGUGUAUCUGCAUUGUAAAUCUUUACUGUGAGGACUACAUAUUGCCCUAUGUAUUGGCUUCCCGUGGUUUUCCUUGAAGAAGAGCAACUAAUGUCAUGUGUACUGUGACUACAAUACAAGUCAGUUUUCCUCCUUGAGUAAAAUGAAUGUCUGUGUCUCGGAUUGUAUGACCUUGAUUGAUAUGGUCUUAACUGGGUUUACAUGAUUUGUUAAACAGAAAUUGAUAUUGUUGAUAAUCGAUUCAUUUUCACAUUAUCAGUUUUAGUGUACAUGUAGAUAUAUUCUCAUGUUAAAUUUAUCAAUAGGUUUAGCAAAUUUUAGUUAUUUUUAGAACAUAGUUCCUUGUCUUGGUUUUGUUCCAAUUAUGUCUCCAUCUCCAGUACCUUUUCUUUCACCCACUUUUCCAGUCUUCCAAUUUCGCUUCAUAUUUCAAAGGAAGUUACUUGAAUUGAUUGUCCCAGGUUUGAUAUAUCUGUCUUCUAAGGUGACUUCAAUGAAAUCUAAAGUUCAAUAUGAUAAUUUCUAUUAUCCCUUAGUGAAAUUCAAACCUUGGCCAAUCUGUUUAUUUAUGGCUUCCUAUAGUCUCACAUCAUCAAUUAGUCCAGCAGACAAACAUAUAGAUUCCAUUGUUUGGGAUCACCAAUCACCUCAUCUUAGCUGCUAGUUCUUUUGGGGACCUCUUCUUCUCAUGCAUUCUCAACGUUAGAUGGACAGUCCUGUUCUAGUGACAAAUGCUGUCUGAAUGUGGGAACCAAAUGGGAUCAGAUAUAUUACAGUAAAACCAUGAUUGCCAUUAAUGCCACAGUUAUACCUCAUGACACUGGAAGGCUGGAUUCAUUGUAUGUGUGGGUUGUUAUUCUCUUUAUUUUCCAAAACCUGUUUGUAAAAAACGUACAUCAAUAACUUUUGAAGUUGGAGUGAACACUUAUUUGUUCGUAUACACCAAUGUAUACUGAAUAUCGGUGUUCAACACCAACUUAAAAAUCACGCACUCAAUACAAACUGGAUGUAAAUAUAUACAUGUACUAUGGACCAAUACCAGUUUUUUUGUAUGAUGUUAUAACUCUAUCAGGAUUCCUGCCUCCCUCCUGUCAUUGGGAAAAUCAUUUAGAAAUUGUACGACUUUGUAGGUUGACAGUGAUAAGAGGUUAUUUUUACCUCCUAUUUAUACAGGAGGGUGUUCUUUUGGAACCACAUUUUGUAGAACUAGAUUAAAGAAAUAAAGAGGAUUUUUAAAGAUAUAU